UUACGGCCAACGAGUGAGAAUGACGACGAGCCCGCUCAAGUACCGCGUGUGCGUCGUCGAAGGCUGCGACCGGUUCGCCAAGCUCCAUGGCACCUGCCUCGCCCACGUGCGGUCCAAGACGACAACGACGAUGUCCAUGUCGGAGCCGCGCAUUGUGCUGCCUGCGUUUGCGUCGCUCAUGGCCGCGCCGGUCCGGCGACCGCUCGUGGCCUCGCCGCUCUACGCGGCGCCCAAGAAGCGCCCGGUGUGCGUGCGCCUCAAGAACCGCAAUCGACAGUGCGCGGGCGACGGGUGCCUCGCGUACGCGCGGCGCGGCGGCUACUGCACCAAGCACGGUGGUGGCCGCAAGUGCACGAUCCAAGGCUGCUCGACAACGGCGCAGGCGUACGGCAUCUGCCGCCUCCACGGCGGUGGUGCCCGCUGCAAGGCGCGUGGGUGCCACCAAUUCGCGCGGUCCCACGGCGUGUGUGGUCAGCACUACGCCGCCGACGAGAGUGCGACAGACGCGAUGCUGGCGACCACGGACGAAGAUGAAGACGACGACGACGACAGUAGCGUGCGAUUGAAGGCGUGAAAACGCACGAUGUAGACCGCAGAUAGAGCGGCUAAAGUUAUAAGGCGAUAGCAUGGCGUUGGGUGUUGAUGGUA
Saprolegnia diclina VS20 is the source of this 648-nucleotide messenger RNA. RefSeq lists its product as hypothetical. The coding region runs from base 20 to 574 and encodes 184 amino acids. NCBI's taxonomy places the organism in Eukaryota, Oomycota, Saprolegniomycetes, Saprolegniales, Saprolegniaceae. The record is from RefSeq and is a predicted model, not a curated record. The transcript has a single exon.